This is a messenger RNA of Lonchura striata (white-rumped munia), 1273 nucleotides long. The record is from RefSeq and is a predicted model, not a curated record. Lineage: Eukaryota; Metazoa; Chordata; Aves; Passeriformes; Estrildidae.
UAAUGGUUAUUGGUUUUCUUUUUGCAUGUGCACCUGGAUUUGAUCUGGACCUACAUUUUUUUCCCUCUGGAAGUGAAAAAUUGAAUACAGCAGCAAACUUUCUUAGUCUUGAGGAAAUUUGUUCCAUCUACAUCAUGGGAAGGUCUUUGUUUCUGUAUGUAUUUUUAUUCUACUGGCAUUUCCUAAAUGCUUUAUUCACUGUUGAAGCUCCUCAGUCACUCUGCAUUGUGGAACGUGGGAACAAUGUAACCAUGGAAUGCACAUUUCCAGUGAAUGGGAAAUUAGAGUUUAGAGAUUUAAGUGUCAGCUGGGAAAAGAAAGAUGAGUUGAAGCAGGUUUAUGUACUUCACAAAGGAGAGGAAGACUUCAAAAGUCAGCACAUUGACUUUAGGGGAAGAAUAAAAUUGUUGAAAGAGAAUCUGAACUUGGGACAGUCUCUCCUUCAGAUCACUGAUGUGAAGCUCAGAGAUGCAGGAGUUUACCGCUGUGUUAUUGCCUAUGGGGGAGCUGACUACAAGACAAUCCAUCUGAAAGUUAAAGCUCCUUACAGAAUUAUAAACCAAGGAAUGGUGAGCACAGGACGCAAUGAAUGGAAGCUGACAUGCCAGUCAGAAGGAUAUCCAAAAGCUGAAGUGAUAUGGCAGAAUAGAAACUACGAAGAUUUGACUGAUAAGGCAAACACAAGGUUUGAAACUGCAAGUGACCAGUUGUACCGUGUGACAAGUACCCUUACAAUCAAAAGUGGAAUUGAUGAGAUUUUUUACUGUAUAUUCUGGAAUAAAGAGCUGCAAGAAAAUACAACUGCCAUUCUACAAAUAGCAGAUUCAACGGAUGGCAUUCUCCAGACUGAGAGCAGACGCUUUGUUGGAGCAACUCUCAUUGCUACUGCUUUCGUUGGAUCAGUGCUUGUAUUUCUGCUCUGCAUAAGAAAAGCUAGAGCAAAUAAGGGCAACAGAACAUCUGUGGCGAGUCCAUCAACAGCAAAGCUGUCAAAAGAUAAGGAUACACAUGACUACGGAGAUGCUUCUUCUGAAGAUAGAGAGCUGAAAUAUAUGCAUAUUGAGAAGACCUAGAGAGACCAGGGGAAGACUUUUUCCCUCUAUUGUGAAGAUUUGACAGCUCAGAUGUUCUGUGUUCAAUCUAUUGAAGGGGAUAUUAAUUUUUGGUAUUUAUUUUGCGAUGGCAAUCUUCUAUAUUGUUGUAAUAUAGGAAAAAAUGUAAUGAAGUUAAAAUAAUUAUUAUAGAAUAAAAAAUUAUUGAAUGCAAGAGUCCA